AAACAAUGUCAUUGAAAGUAUGAGCCCGUGCAAAUCCAACAUCACCUAAAAAGCAGAAAUAUGCCGAAGAAAAAAGCAAACAAGGGCAAAGGGAAAGGAAAAGGUAAGAAAGACGGGAAGCAUGAGUCUAAAGCCGACAAGGAGUCAGAGAUCGAAAAGUUCAAAUCAAACGCUUCGUUAUGGGAGGCCAAGUUCAAUAUCACGGAAAUUUCGCGUGUGGAGUAUCGCGAAGCUGCUCGCGCCCUCGCCAAAGGCAACGAAGAGCUCGCGAACCAGCAGUACAGAAAUGAGAACGACACGGACGAUAUCAUUGAGUUUCUGAAGAGAACAGAUCGAGAAAAAACAGCAAAGAUUGCAGCAUUAGAAGAGCAAUUGCAAAAAGAGAAAGAAAAAGACUCGUAUGAGAAGGAUCUCUUGAUGGCUGAAUAUAUGCAGAAGAUGGAUGCUUUAGAAGAAAAGUUUCAGCAGCGGUCAAUGGACUUCCAGAGGGUUCACAGAGAGCUCAAAACCAUCAAGCAUUUCCGCAAAAUAAAGGCCAAUAUGGAAGAAGAACUGAUAAGUCUGAGAGAAAGAAUGUAUGUGGCUUACAAUAAACACAACGACAGUCAGAUGAGAUCUCAGUACAAGUUCCAUACUGCACGGAUACACCUUGAGAAGGAAGCAGAGCAAAAGAUCAAUCAGCUGGCAGAUCGUGCACAUCAUGAGGCCGUUGUGCAGCUUGAUGCAGUAUCACAUACUGUUUUCACGGAGAAUGUGCGAUUGAACGAGGCACUGAGUUACCAUGUAAAAGAGGCUGAAGAACUGAAAAAGAGAAAUAUAGCUUUAACAGACAGGAACGCCUCCCUUGCCUUACAGAAGGAGACAACUGAACUGAUGAGAAAGAAAGCUGAUUCCCAGGUCAGAGCCCAACAAAAUGAGAUCUCCGAGCUCCAGGCUAAAUUGGACACACUUGAGCAAGCUCUUGGCAUUAUGGCAGGAGAGUUUGAGCAGGAGAAGAAAGAAGUACAACAGCCUGCUAUGGUCAGUAUGCAGGGAGAUAUCACACACCUUAAAAGGCUGGAAAUGCUUCUAGCCGCUCGUGAGAAGGAGCUGGACCAAGUGAAACGUCUAGCAAAGAGCAUCCUUGAGCAGCGCAAAGAGCUCGAGCUCUUCUUUCAUGAAGCUCUUGACCACGUGAGGACUGAAAUUAGAACCCAACAACAACAUUACAGACAAGAGGCUUUGAAGGCGUAUCGCUGGAGGAUGAGUGAAGCUCGAUCUGGAAGGUCUGAAUAUCCUCGCAUACGGACCUUCACCAAUGUUCCACACAGCACCAAUGAUGUUCACACUGACCUAGAAGAGGCGGAGAAAUGGAGUAAUUUGAAGAGUAACGGUGUGGACAUUUCUGAUCUGACCUGGGAGCAGAAAGAGAAACUGCUCAAGCUGCUCUAUGCUAAAUUAAAUGGGCAAAAAAUACGGAAACCAGCUCAGCCCCCAGCUCUACCAACUUCCUUAUCUGAGAGAAUCCAGGAUAACAGUGAUGCAGGGUGAGGCCGCACACCACGAGCUAUCCUUAUUUUCUAGAGUUUACAGAGGACAAGUAUAGUCGGAGCUUUAUAACACAGAUCCAAAUGCCCAAUAGGACAUCUGACCGCUGUUUCUUACCAGCAAUUUAAAGGACUGUACAACCUUUCAUACAGUAUUAUAUUCAGAUAUUUCAUUUGAAACAUAUAAGAAUUAUGAAAUGAGGUUUGAGAAAAAAUGAAUAAUAUUAUAACCAUUGUGGUCUGUUGCAAACUUCCUAAAAAGACAAGGAAUAUAGCACAGCUAGAUUUAGGGUUACUUGCAUUUAAAUAAAAUAUUAUUUGAGAGUGGAGUCUGUAUUUUGAUGAUGUUGUAUCUUCUUUGUUUACAGAUUUUCUAUUAUGUAAGAAUAGGAGGGCAAAUGUGAACCCGGACAACAAAACCAGUCUUAAGUAGCACGGGACAUUUUUAGUAAUGGCAAAAAAUACAGGGUAUGGGUAAAAAUGACAGAUUUUUCUUUUGUGCCAAACAUCAUUAGGAUAUAAAGAUCACGUUCCAUGAAGAUAUUUUAUACAUUUUCUACCGCAAAUGUAUAAAAACUGUAUUUUUGUGAGUGGA
Molecule: messenger RNA, 2121 nt
Organism: Triplophysa dalaica
Lineage: Eukaryota; Metazoa; Chordata; Actinopteri; Cypriniformes; Nemacheilidae
Gene: bbof1a
Product: basal body-orientation factor 1
Exons: 12
Coding region: 61-1530 (489 amino acids)
Source: RefSeq, a predicted model, not a curated record